CAGGGCCGGGCCCGACAUGGCGGAAGAGGAGGUGGCCAAGUUGGAGAAGCACUUGAUGCUUCUCCGACAAGAGUAUGUCAAGCUGCAGAAGAAACUGGCAGAGACAGAGAAGAGAUGCUCUCUUUUGGCCGCGCAAACAAACAAGGAAAGCAGCAGUGAGUCCUUCAUCAGCCGCCUGCUGAUGAUCGUGGCCGACCUCUAUGAGAAGGAGCAGUACAGUGAUCUGAAGAUAAAGGUUGGAGGCAGGCACAUCAAUGCUCACAAGUUUGUUCUGGCGGCCCGCAGUGACAGCUGGAGUCUGGCCAAUUUGUCUUCCAUCGAGGAGCUGGACCUGUCAGAUGCGAAUCCUGAGGUGACAAUGACAAUGCUUCGCUGGAUCUAUACGGAUGAGUUGGAGUUCAAAGAAGAUGAUGUGUUCCUGACUGAGUUGAUGAAACUAGCCAAUCGGUUUCAGCUCCAGCUCCUUAGGGAGAGAUGUGAGAAGGGUGUUAUGUCUCUGGUGAACGUCAGGAACUGUAUUCGCUUCUACCAGACUGCAGAGGAGCUGAACGCCAGCACACUGAUGAACUACUGUGCGGAGAUUAUUGCCAGUCAUUGGGAUGACUUACGAAAGGAGGACUUCAGUAGCAUGAGUGCCCAGUUGUUGUACAAAAUGAUCAAAUCCAAGACUGAGUACCCAUUACAUAAAGCUAUCAAAGUAGAGAGAGAAGAUGUGGUCUUCCUUUAUCUAAUCGAAAUGGAUUCACAGCUCCCUGGGAAGCUGAAUGAAGUGGAUCAUAAUGGAGAUCUUGCUUUAGAUCUCGCGCUUUCCCGCCGACUAGAGAGUAUUGCCUCCACGCUGGUUAGUCACAAAGCUGAUGUGGACAUGGUAGACAAGAAUGGCUGGAGCCUGUUACAUAAAGGAAUCCAGAGAGGAGAUCUCUUCGCUGCCACUUUCCUCAUUAAGAGUGGGGCCCAUGUCAAUGCUGCUACAUUGGGUGCCCAGGAGACACCAUUGCACCUUGUGGCAUUGUACAGUUCAAAGAAACACUCAGCAGAUGUGAUGUCUGAGAUGGCACAGAUUGCAGAGGCCCUCCUGCAGGCUGGUGCCAACCCCAACAUGCAGGACAACAAGGGCAGGACUCCCUUACACUUGUCCAUCACGGCCAGGAAUGAAUACGUGUUCAAUCAGUUGCUGCAGUGUAAACAGUUAGAUUUAGAACUGAAAGAUCAUGAGGGCAGCACUGCCCUGUGGCUUGCAGUGCAGUACAUCACCGUGUCCUCCGACCAGUCCGUAAACCCCUUCGAAGACCUCCCCGUGGUAAAUGGAACUUCAUUUGACGAAAACAGCUUUGCAGCCAGACUCAUUCAGCGUGGCAGCAACACCAAUGCAGCUGAUACAGUAACAGGAAAUUGCUUACUACAGCAGGCAGCUGAAGCAGGAAAUGAGGCAGCAGCUCUUUUUCUGGCAACCAGUGGUGCCCACGUCAACCACAGAAACAAGUGGGGAGAAACCCCAUUGCACACAGCCUGUCGGCAUGGCCUGGCCAGCCUCACUGCAGAGCUCCUGCAGCAAGGUGCCAACCCAAACCUGCAGACAGAGGAGGCUCUGCCUUUGCCAAAGGAGCCUGCCUCUCUGACCAGCUCCGUGGACAGGGUCUCUCUGCAGACGCCGCUGCACAUGGCAAUUGCCUAUAAUCAUCCAGACGUGGUCUCCGUCAUUCUGGAGCAAAAAGCUAAUGCUCUUCAUGCCACCAACAACUUGCAAAUUAUUCCGGACUUCAGCCUCAAGGAUUCCCGAGACCAGACUGUGCUGGGCCUGGCAUUAUGGACUGGCAUGCACACCAUCGCAGCCCAGCUGCUGGGCUCUGGGGCUUGCAUCAAUGACACCAUGUCGGAUGGGCAGACCUUGCUGCACAUGGCCAUGCAGCGCCAGGACAGCAAGAGCGCGCUCUUUCUCCUGGAGCACCAGGCGGAUAUAAACGUCAGGACCCAGGAUGGGGAGACAGCCCUUCAGCUGGCCAUCAGAAAUCAGCUUCCCCUGGUGGUGGAUGCCAUAUGCACCCGAGGAGCUGACAUGUCGGUGCCAGAUGAGAAGGGGAACCCUCCUCUGUGGCUCGCAUUGGCAAAUAAUCUAGAGGACAUCGCAUCCACGCUGGUCAGACAUGGUUGUGAUGCCACAUUCUGGGGUCCAGGACCUAGUGGGUGCCUUCAGACACUCCUUCACAGAGCCAUUGAUGAAAACAAUGAAUCCACUGCCUGCUUUCUUAUUCGCAGUGGCUGCGAUCUGAAUAGUCCCAGACAACCCGGUGCUAAUGGAGAAGGAGAGGAAGAGGCCAGAGAUGGGCAGACCCCCUUGCAUUUGGCAGCCUCCUGGGGACUGGAAGAGACAGUACAGUGUCUUCUGGAGUUUGGUGCCAAUGUAAACGCACAGGAUGCAGAAGGAAGAACACCUGUUCAUGUGGCCAUCAGCAACCAACAUAGCGUCAUCAUUCAGUUGUUGAUUUCUCACCCUGAUAUCCACUUGAAUGUACGAGACAGACAAGGGCUGACCCCUUUUGCCUGUGCCAUGACUUACAAGAACAACAAGGCAGCCGAGGCCAUCCUGAAACGAGAAUCUGGGGCUGCUGAGCAGGUGGAUAACAAGGGCCGAAAUUUUCUUCAUGUGGCAGUCCAGAACUCUGAUAUUGAAAGUGUCCUGUUCCUGAUCAGUGUCCAGGCUAAUGUGAAUUCCAGAGUCCAGGAUGCCUCCAAGCUGACCCCUUUGCACCUUGCGGUCCAAGCAGGCUCAGAGAUUAUUGUCCGCAAUUUGCUUCUUGCAGGAGCCAAAGUGAAUGAAUUAACCAAGCACCGCCAGACCGCCCUCCAUCUCGCUGCCCAGCAGGACCUGCCCACCAUCUGCUCAGUCCUCUUGGAAAAUGGUGUGGACUUUGCUGCUGUGGAUGAGAAUGGAAAUAAUGCUCUUCAUCUCGCUGUCAUGCACGGUCGGCUCAACAACAUCCGGGUCCUCCUGACAGAGUGCACUGUGGAUGCUGAAGCCUUUAAUCUGAGAGGCCAGUCACCACUGCACAUUUUGGGACAAUAUGGCAAAGAGAACGCAGCAGCCAUCUUUGAUCUCUUCUUAGAGUGCAUGCCUGAGUAUCCUCUAGAUAAACCAGAUGCAGAAGGCAACACGGUGCUGCUCUUAGCAUACAUGAAAGGGAAUGCCAACUUAUGCCGUGCCAUCGUCCGAUCUGGGGCUCGCCUUGGGGUGAACAAUAACCAAGGAGUCAACAUUUUCAACUAUCAGGUUGCCACCAAGCAACUUCUGUUUAGACUGUUAGAUAUGCUGUCCAAGGAGCCUCCGUGGUGUGAUGGCUCCAACUGCUACGAGUGCACUGCCAAGUUUGGAGUCACAACUCGCAAACAUCAUUGUCGUCACUGCGGACGUCUUCUUUGCCAUAAAUGCUCGACCAAGGAGAUUCCUAUUAUAAAGUUUGAUCUGAACAAGCCUGUGCGAGUUUGCAACAUUUGCUUUGAUGUACUGACUUUGGGUGGGGUCUCUUAGUGAGCCCCCAGGAGGGUCCAGGCCAUAUCUCCGGUCAUCUCCCCAGCAGCUGCUCUGCUCACCAGCCUGACCCACCCAGAGCAGGAGCUGGCAGUUGUCUUCCUGCGGCAAUAGACUGGAACAAUUAAGGACCAUGGUGUGACAGAUCCCGUUUCAAAUGAUUCUGUAUGAUUGUUGGUGUGUCAGACUGUGACAGAGUUCACUAGAAAUCUCACUCAUUGGACCAGGCCAUUUAGCCUAAGUGGUAAAUGUAAUAGGAAUUAAACCCCAUUCUGCUAGCAGCAUAUAAGGACACCUUGAAAACCAUUUUCCCUUCCAGUAGCUUAAUGUCCAUCUCAGAGCAUUCAUGAAGUCUUCCUGCCUGCGCGGACUUACUAGGAAGAACCUAACAGGAGGAAGCUGGCGUCUGGCUGCUCCAGGAGAGCUCGCUUUGCUCUAGAGUAAGUGGCUGUGGACUUUUCUGCACAGUGUUUUCAUAAAGAUUAUAGGAUCCUCUAGCCCUGAAGUCUUUUUUUUGAAAAGCUAAGCUGUAUUUUUAGUGAGCUACCCCUUUAAAAAAGGUGAAAUCUUUCUAAACAGGGUUCAAAGAUGAGAGCUAAAAAAUCGUGGCCUUAACAACUGAAAGCUUUACCAGUAUUCAUGCUCCUCGGGUGUCAGAGGUGCAGUUUGGCAGCUUGACACCUCCCAGCAGCCAUCUCAUUCUCUCAUCUUGCUGUGUCCUGUCUGUGGAGUCCUCAGUCCCUCUGCCACUAGGGAGUGGUGGAGGAAAUGCACCUUGUGCUGCACUUUUUAUAUAGCUGCAUUAUUGGUAAUUCCAAUUUAAAAAUCCAUAUUCAAAAAUAUCCCCACACGUCCAUGCAUCAGUGAUUCUAAUGGUCACCUUUGACUGGGCCUCCCCAUACGCUAAGUCUUGAAAGAAAAACCCCUGUCGAGUGUCACUUGGAGGAAGAGAGUGAAUCACACAGGCCCAGAGAUGAGAGGGGAAGUCUCCAGCCUCAGUCUGUCCCAUUUCCUUGACGUGAAUGCUUCUUGCUGGAACCUUCCCUGGUUGUGCUGUGAGUGCUGUUGUCCCAGGUCCCCGUUCUGUGUAGCUUGCCCUGCCCCUUUAGAGCCAACAGCCAAAGGCCCCGGCCAAGCGUGAGUGGCCCCAUUUUGGAAGGCUCUGGCUUGUGUACUGAACGAGGCCCCCAGAGCUUACUGGGCCUUAGUCGCUGCUAGUAUAUAUGUUAACCCUGAGGUGUUAAACUUCUUUUCUUUUGAAGGUUUGGCCAGUUUUUUAAAAAUGCACAUUUAAAGAGAAAUUUCUACCACUGCUUUAAAGAAAAAACAAACAAAACUCUGAGAUGAACAAUAUGUGUUGUACAGUUAUACUCGGAGAUUAACAAUCUCAAUCAUACAUACUGAUUUUUUCAGACAUUUAAUAACCACUACAUUGUUUUUUUGCAUUAAUGAAGUACGGAUACAUGUAUAAAAGGGACUAAAUAUUUUUUUGCAAGAGCUUGUUUUUUUGUUUGUUUUUUUGGAUAGUGGUAUGUCCUUUAUGUUGCUGUAGAUUUAUACAUUCUAUUGCCUAAAUAUGUGUGUAAAAUGAGCUGAUAAACCAGAGUGCUACUUUUUUUUUAAAUAUUUCUGUGAUUUAUAAGAUAUAUAUGCUUUCUAUGUUAAUAUGAGCUUGUGUACAAUGUUUAAAAGAAAAAAUUAAUUAGAAGAGUUCCCCUGUCCUCCAAAGUCUGUGACAUAUUUCAUAUAGAAUUUUUAUAGAAAAACAGCUAGUCUUGGAGCGGUGAGGCAUGUGGUCAGUUUCCAUUUUCUGUUGCCCGAACAAGGCCCCGAGGAAGUCAGGCUUUAGUUAGGUGGCUUGCUUCUUUAAUUGGAAAGUAAGAUGAUUCUGCUUCAGAUAUGAAGCGAAGUGCUCGGUACUUUUAUUCUUGUUCUCUUAACGUUCAUGGUGGAGGGAGGAGGACGGGAAUCCAAUCAGGGAUGAGGCUGGUUGUCCUGCCCCUGCCCUGCCACACCAAUUUCAGUAACAAUCUUGCCUCUAAUUGCACUUAAAUCUUAAAAUCAUGUUUAACAUAUGUUGAGUGAAGCUUCUCUUUCUUCAGAGUCCAGGCCAGCUCUGGUUCUGAGCAGCCGUGGAUUGGGGGAACGUUUGUGGGUUCUGCACUGGCGUCAAGGGGCGCUCUUGCAGACCUCGAGGAAGCACCUUUCCCUAGGCCUAGGGCCCUCCCUGCCGCCGCCAGCUGCACUCAGCAGGUCCCUUGAGCAGCGGCUGCCCUGCCGGGUGAGACUCCCUCUACCCUGCCCUGGCUGGGACUUCACGCACCUCUCCAAGCCGCCAAGACUUGACAACAGAACUGCUGCUCCUGUUAAAUUUUAAUCCAUAGCUUAAAUACUAAGUAGCAGAAACUCAAUUUUCUUCAUUCAGAAAGUUGCCAAUUGUGAAUGAGUAGAGCAGGAAGAAUAAAUUUUACUGCAAUAUAAUUUGCUGUUAUCAGUCAACAUUGUUACGCUGAAUUAGCUUUUUAACUGCCUCUUGCUCAUCACUGUAUUUAUUAUACAGCAUAUUCUUAACAAUCCUUUUUUUAAAGAUGAAGGUACAAACCAUGUGCUACAUGUAAAUCGAAUGGCUAAAACUAACUGGCUGUGAUCCUCGAACAGGAAUUUCCCACAAACGUAAGUGCCUACUCUUAGGACUUUUUACCAUUCAGUUAUCUUUUUAGUGGUGUCUCACUGGAUGACGUGUUAGAACAUGUGUUCCAUUUGGAGUUUGCUGCCUGUGCACUGUCAAGCCCAACUAUCAGUUCAGUCGAGGCUGGGUUAGAUUGCUCAGUUCACCUGCCACAUUCUCUCCAGGAGUGGGGUCCAUGUGACCGUUAGUCCUCUACCUCAGAGCCCUGAGUCAUUUCUGACUGCCCUGUUCAGCUUCCUCACUCUUCUCCCUGAAUGGGGUCCCUGCUUGGAGCUCAGCGUGCUUGUGGGUUCACCACCACUCCCGAUUCGUGUCCCCCACCUGUCGUACUAGAUGGUAUUGUGUUAAUCUUGUCUGUAGGCAUGAAGUGGAGGGAAAGUCUUAGGAGCAGGGAGAGCCUUGAUUUCUACCUAGGAUUCUUUUAGCUGGAGAAAAAGAACACUAUUGAACUAUGGAAUGCUUAGACCUGAAAGGCAAACUAAGUCCCCAGGUGACAGUAGCAUGAGCAAGGAAAUGUAAUGCCUCCAUGACAGAUUCACCUGGAGCUCGCAGGUUGAGACUGGGGAAGAGCUCCUGAAACACGCUUUCUUCAGGUCCUGGGAUUGCACCCCCCAGGACGAGCCCCAGAAGAACUGGACGUGGCAUUGGCAAGCCCAGCCCCUCCUCAUCUGAAGGACCAAAGCUCCCCACCCCUAGCCGGGGGCAGGAGGGAGCAGAGGGGAAACAACUUUCUAAAGGGGUUUGGAAGCCACAUUCUCACUGGGUGGAAGUACUUUAGUGAAGAGCUGACUGUUUCACAAGAUAUAAACUAAACACUUACUAAAUUCCCAGAAGUUACAGAUGCCUUAAAGACUUCCUUUGGAAGAUCAUUGCCUGUACAGUUCAUUUCUUGUGUGGCAUAAAUAAUAUAUUAACCUGUUACAACUGACAACAUUGGUUUUCUGUAGCUAAGGAGUCUUGAGUUGGCAGACUAUUCAACUUACUGACUUGUCCUUUUUUGGCAAAUGUGUGGAGUUGGCUGUUACCAUGACAUACUUGUGUGAUACCAAGGGGAAGGGCAGCAGCCGGGCAGAAACUCAAGCACACAUUUGAGUUGAUCACCUUGGCUUCCAAGCCGUUCAGGGUGAUCUCAGGGUGGGAUGAUGGCAUCAUACAGGACCAUGGCGCUUAUCAGCAUUGUUUCUUUGGAGUCCAUGUAAUGGAAUGUAUUUUUCAAAUAUUGAUAUUUGCAUUUUCUGUAACAAUUCCUUAUAAUAAAAUGAGGUAAAAUUGUGCAUUUAAAGUGGAAA
This is a messenger RNA of Equus quagga, 7504 nucleotides long. RefSeq names its product ankyrin repeat and FYVE domain containing 1 (gene ANKFY1). The transcript is spliced from 25 exons. The record is from RefSeq and is a predicted model, not a curated record. Gene Ontology annotation, molecular function: protein binding; metal ion binding. NCBI's taxonomy places the organism in Eukaryota, Metazoa, Chordata, Mammalia, Perissodactyla, Equidae. The coding region runs from base 17 to 3526 and encodes 1169 amino acids.